This is a messenger RNA of Plenodomus lingam JN3, 393 nucleotides long. NCBI's taxonomy places the organism in Eukaryota, Fungi, Ascomycota, Dothideomycetes, Pleosporales, Leptosphaeriaceae. The record is from RefSeq and is a predicted model, not a curated record.
AUGGGUUUUUGGGACAAACACGAGGACAACUACCAGCAGGUGUACGAGAAUGACCAGUUCGAGGAAAACAAGGGCAGUCUAGGCCACGAAAUCCUUGCUGGAGGGGCCGCCUUUGCUGGCUUCAAGGCUUUCGAGGACCACCAGCGCGCUGAAGGCAAGCCAGUGUCCCACCAGUUCGCCAAGGAGCUGCUCGCCGGAUUUGCGGGCGCCGAAGUCGAUAAGCUUGCGGAAACCAAGGGUGAAGACUGGUUCGACAGAGAGAGGACAAAGCGUCAGGCAAGGCAGAACGCCGAGCAGAUGUACGACGAGCAUUACAUCAACAACCAGUCAGCCGACCAGUAUGAUCCCAACCAGUACGGUCCCCCCCAGCACUUUGAAAGACGCAGAUGGUAG